UCUGUGCCCGACUCCAGUAUCCAUGCAUUAUUUGUUUUCAAUUUCAAAGCAAGAUAUUAUUAUGAUGUGCAGUGUUCUCGUGUUUUUAAACUAAAAUUUAGUUUUGUGGGGAUUUGUUGACGAAAAAACUAUUUACGUAGUGGUGAUAAUACGUGUUAUGAGCUAACAAUUAAACAAACAUGGAUAGCAAGUUUCUUCUAAACAACUUUGGGAAGGGCAGCCUGAAAGUCACCAUCACACCGGCGCAGCCGAAGACCCUAACACAUCUACCGAAACGACCGCCUGUCGAUUUGGCUUUCACGGACUUGACCUACAAGGUCCAGGAAGGGAGAAAGAGCAAUGUGAAGACGAUCCUCAAAUCGGUAUCAGGGAGGUUGCGCUCCGGCGAGCUGACGGCCAUCAUGGGUCCAUCCGGCGCUGGAAAAUCUACUCUGCUCAAUAUCCUCACAGGAUACAAGACAUCGGGGAUGGAAGGCAGUAUCACAGUGAAUGGUAUGGAACGUAACUUAUCGAGUUUCCGCAAGUUAUCGUGCUACAUCAUGCAAGACAACCAACUCCACGGGAAUCUAACAGUCGAAGAGGCUAUGGCGGUCGCAACAUCAUUAAAACUGCCCAGCGCUACGACGCGAGCGGAUAAGGAAGAAGUUAUUCAAGAAAUAUUGGAAACCCUCGGCCUAUCGGAACACCAUAAGACUAUGACAUCAAACUUAUCUGGAGGUCAAAAGAAGCGACUGUCGAUUGCUCUAGAGCUGGUCAAUAAUCCGCCUAUCAUGUUCUUUGACGAGCCUACCUCAGGCCUUGAUAGCUCAUCAUGUUUCCAAUGUAUAUCCCUGUUGAAAACUCUCGCUAGAGGUGGAAGGACUAUCAUUUGUACCAUUCACCAGCCGUCUGCGAGGUUGUUCGAAAUGUUCGAUCAUUUAUACACUUUGGCUGAUGGGCAGUGCGUCUACCAAGGCAGUACCGGCAGAUUGGUGGAAUGGCUCGGGAACCUUAACCUACAAUGCCCUUCGUACCACAACCCUGCUUCCUUCAUCAUUGAGGUGUCGUGUGGUGAAUACGGAGACAAUACUGGGAAACUCGUGAGGGCCAUUGAAAAUGGAAAGAAUGAUAUCAGAACAGGUAUGCCACUACCCAAGCUUCCCGAGUACAACAACAAGAAGGAUAUGGAUAAUUCGCUCAAGAAUGACUGGAACAAAAAUGACGCCUCACAACUCCAAGACAAGGACCUAUCGAUUGGAACAAACGGAACAAACGGAACGAAUGGAACCCUUCAGAACGGUCUCAUUCAGUUCGCGGCGAACGAGAUAGCUAAGGGCAAAGCGGACCCGUUAGUGGUCCAAGUGGACACAGAGAAACAGGAUAACGCGGAAGUGGCGUUGCUCGGCACGGACGGCUCCCCGCGCCGCUACGCCACUUCCGAAUUCAAACAGUUCUGGGUCGUUCUCAAACGUACCCUGCUUUUCAGUCGACGGGAUUGGACGCUGAUGUACCUUCGGCUGUUCGCGCACAUCCUCGUCGGUUUCCUGAUCGGCGCGCUGUACUAUGACAUCGGCGACGACGGCUCGAAGGUUCUCUCCAACCUCGGCUUCCUGUUCUUCAAUAUGCUGUUCCUCAUGUACACGUCCAUGACCAUCACCAUACUUAGCUUCCCCCUCGAGAUGCCUGUGCUGAUAAAGGAACACUUCAACAGAUGGUAUUCGCUUCGGUCGUACUACCUAGCGAUCACAGUCUCCGAUAUACCGUUUCAGGCGAUCUUCUGCGUGAUCUACGUGGUGAUCGUGUACCUACUGACGUCGCAGCCGCUGGAGUGGUUCCGCUUCGCCAUGUUCCUGUCGUCCUGCCUGCUCAUCGCCUUCGUGGCGCAGAGCGUGGGCUUGGUCGUGGGCGCGGCCAUGAACGUGCAGAACGGCGUUUUCCUAGCUCCCGUAAUGUCGGUGCCUUUCCUAUUGUUCAGCGGUUUCUUCGUAUCUUUCAACGCAAUUCCGGUGUACCUACGCUGGAUUACAUACGUGUCGUAUAUUCGAUACGGUUUCGAGGGUACGGCGUUAGCUACGUAUGCCUUCAACCGGACCAAGCUGCAGUGCCACCAGGUGUAUUGCCACUUCAAAAACCCCGAGACAACAUUAGAAGAAUUGGAUAUGAUAAACGCUGAUUUUACCCUCGAUAUAGCAGCUUUAAUCCUAAUCUUCAUAAUUCUCCGUGUAUCAGCUUUCUUAUUCCUUCGUUGGAAACUAAGAUCGACGAGAUAAGUUUAUAUACAAUAUUAUUUUACCGUUAGAACUUAGUUUGUAUGGAAUAAUUUUGAGGGUAGUCAAAUAUUAAAAAAAGUAACGAUGAAUUGUCAGUUUACUUGGAAUAGACGUCUGGGUUCGUAGUUUAAAGAUUUUUCUUGGUUUCUUGAUGAAAUAUGUUGCCUAUAAUUUUUGCAAAGAAUUUGGUUUAUUUUGAUGAUUGGCUUAGAAAUCUUUUUUUUGUUGUUAUUUUAAACUUACCAAUAAUGUGUAAACUAAUUGUUAGUCAAAUGAUGUAUAGAAUAGACUCAGUUGUUUAUGUAAAGACGAAAUAUGAUUCGUAUUUUUAACAUAUUUAUGGAUUGAUAAUUUAUCUUUGCUUUUUUACAAUAUUAUCGACCCCGUUAUGAGGUUCUAUGUCGCCGUAGACUCGUGUCUUGAGAGCGAAGAUCGAACGCAGUUAUUGUGAUAAUAUAUGGCUUUCGAAUAAGAUAUACAUAUACAGUCUGUAACACGAAAGAAAAACCUGAGAUAAUUACUUUUUGUAUAUGGCAACAUUAUGUAAUGUUACAAAGGUUAUUUACCUGCAUUAUAAUUAGCUUGUUUUAGUUUGAUACUUAAAAAAAUCUACCAUUUUUUAUUACAAGUAUGCUUUGAUUAAAAAUAAUUAUUCAAGCGUUUCAGUUGAUAUUACAGAUCAAUAUUUUCCUUUUUUUUAAUUACUCUUUCUACUGUAUAAUAAUACUAUAGAAUUGAUUAUAUUACUUUCUACUAUCAAACUUAAUAUUUAAUAUCAAUGUAUAGAACUUAGGGCUGCCAUAUAAAACAAAUAUUGUGAUUUCUGCAAGUUUCUACUUUCGUGUGUAAGACGAUAGAGAAUGAUAUGUUAAUGAAAUCCACGAUAUUUGAUUAUUAUAUCGUAUUAAUCGUUGGAACAUGACAAUUAUUGAAUACAAAAGCUAUGUACAAAGUGCCUUCGAUGUUUUAUAUUUAUUGCUUUACAUGUGAUAGUAAUGCCUGUCCUAGUUGUUAUGUCUAUCUUACCCGUUGAAUUUUAUAUGAUUGACAUUGACAGCUAAAUUUUGACAUUACGAUACAGAUAACAGAAGACUAAAUAAAAUUUUGAUAUAUUUUUUUCUUAAAUUAUUUAUAUUUUUUAUUUUCGAGAGCAUCUUUGAUAUAUGAUUUUAAUAGAUGAUUUUGUGAUAUAUAAGGUGCUCAUUCCAAUAUGAUGGUUCGGGUCAGUUUUUUAUAUAAUAUUUAAAGUGUAUUUAUCAAUGUUAUUUGUGUUGGCUACAUUAACUGUUUUGUAUUAUAUUUUGUAACACAAACUACUUUUUUUUAAAUGGCAAUUAGUUUGAAGGAAACAUAUUUUGUGGUUAAAUUAAGUUAUCAAAAAGUGAUAAAUAGCUAUAUGGGCUUUAAAAAUUGUAACUUGCUUCUCAAAACUAUCUAAAAUUGGUGAUUAGUUCUAAGAAAAUGUUAAUACAUAAGUAAAUAUUUAUAUAAAAAGUGUGUGUAAUUCAUUCGUAUAAUAUUUCUAACGAUUUCCUACAUACUGUUUUUUUUUUUAUAACGUGUCUGCUUUUUACUUUUACUGCACAUAAAAAAAAUAAAAACUAAAUCGCUUUAAAUUUUAGCUAAAUUUUUCAUAUGAAAAGUUGUAGUUUCGUACAUAAGUUACUGAUGGGUUACCAAUUUUAUCAAAAAGAGGAGAAAUAAGGCCUAGUUAUCUUAAUAGCAUUAGAUUUUAUUGCAACAGAUUAAAAUAAUUAGAAUUUUUUAUUAAUGUUGUGUUUUACUGAGCUUAUCAUCAAUAUAAAACAGUUUGUGCAGUCUAAAUAUGCUUAUGUUGCUCAUUUAUUGUUUCUUGCCUUUUCAUUUGCCUAUUAAAUUCGUUCUAAUGGUAGUCAAAUAUGAACAAUCGUUAUUCAGUAACAACAUUAUUGGCCGGUUUCUAUGUUCAAAAACACAACACAAUAUGUUCGUAAAUUCGAACACGAUAUGUUCGUAAAUCGAAAGCGAACACGAUAUGUUCGUUAUUCGAAAUUCGAACGCGAUACGACCGUAAUUAGACAUUCGAACACAACAUAUUCGUAAUUUAACGAUUCGUUAUCAAAACGAAUCGUUUUUUUAAUAUAGGAACCGGAUUAGUAUGAAUAUGAAAUAUGUUAAUAAUAAUUGUAUAAGUUUUUAAUUGGUUGAAUGUAUUUUGUAAACAUUAUUUCAUGGCUCAAAAAAUUGGUUAACUAGUAGAAAUGUAUGCAUAUUAUUGAUAUUUCUAUUAAUUAUUAUUGUAAUAUUUAGUUAUGUUUCGAUGUCUUUUGUAUCUUAUAUUUUAAGACUUAAAUUAAUUUUGAAUAAAUUCUCGAUCAAAUACGUGUGGAUACUGUCAUAUAUUUUAUUAUUUUCUAAUAGAUUGUUGUCCAUACAUAUUGAAUAGGAUAUAUAUGAGGUCAAUUAUCAAAAGCUGGCAUGUACUUAGUACUUAUCAAUUGAAUUUUAUUAUACACUGUGUUUAAAUUAGACAACAAUAAAUCCUCUGAUUGAAAGAACCCGCUGUAUUUCAUCUAUAGUGAGAGUGAGAUAAAAUGAUGGUUGUCGCGUACUAGUGACGUCAUUUCUUUCGUUCACAGAUCCGCACAAUAUGUGAAUGUUGCGUGCCAGUUUUAGAUAAUGAACCUUCAAAAAAGUCGGCUACCGCAUUGUAUGUGAUAUAUAAAGAAAGACAGUAAAACAAAUUUAUAUAUAUAUGUGAAGACUUAACUAGGGUACGUGGUUAUAUUGUAUGUGUACUUAGUUGUGUAAUCGCAUAGAGAAAUUAUGGUCCAAUAAAUAUUACGGUUAGUUAAUGGUUUUAGUUUUAACGAUGUUCUAUAUUUUUUUAUUAAAUGGUUUAAUAAUAUAAA
Messenger RNA from Melitaea cinxia (Glanville fritillary), 5140 nucleotides. Its product is annotated as ATP-binding cassette sub-family G member 4. NCBI's taxonomy places the organism in Eukaryota, Metazoa, Arthropoda, Insecta, Lepidoptera, Nymphalidae. Gene Ontology annotation, molecular function: ABC-type transporter activity; ATP hydrolysis activity; ATP binding. The transcript is spliced from 13 exons. Gene Ontology annotation, cellular component: plasma membrane. Bases 180 to 2249 code for a protein of 689 amino acids. The record is from RefSeq and is a predicted model, not a curated record.